ACGAGCAACUGAAACUGAAUUGGACAUUUGGAAAUUGGACAUUCGUCUGUUGGUUCUUCGAAAGUAAAUUUAAUAACUGAUCAUGAUGGAUUACGAAUUCAAGAUGAAGACGCAGAAGGACCGCAUCAAGGUCGAGGAUCUGUUCGAGUACGAGGGCUGCAAAGUCGGGCGAGGUACUUAUGGCCACGUCUACAAAGCUCGUCGUAAAGAGGGACCGGAUACAAAAGACUUUGCCUUGAAACAAAUCGAAGGCACUGGACUGUCCAUGUCUGCAUGCAGAGAAAUCACACUACUUAGAGAACUCAAGCAUGUUAAUGUGAUUACCCUGAUCCGUGUAUUUUUAUCUCACAAUGAUAGAAAAGUAUGGCUUCUAUUUGAUUUUGCAGAACACGACUUGUGGCACAUUAUUAAAUUUCACAGAACUGCCAAGGCAAACAAAAAACAAAUCAUGGUACCAAAGGGCAUGGUUAAAUCUUUACUGUAUCAAAUCUUAGAUGGCAUUCAUUAUUUACAUUCCAAUUGGGUUCUUCACAGAGAUUUGAAACCGGCAAAUAUUUUGGUCAUGGGGGAAGGCAAUGAAAGGGGACGUGUGAAAAUUGCAGAUAUGGGGUUUGCUAGGUUGUUUAAUGCCCCCUUGAAACCUCUAGCAGACUUGGAUCCUGUUGUAGUCACUUUCUGGUACAGAGCUCCUGAGUUACUUUUAGGAGCUAGGCAUUACACCAAGGCCAUUGAUAUAUGGGCCAUUGGAUGCAUUUUCGCAGAACUCUUGACUUCAGAGCCAAUUUUUCACUGCAGACAGGAGGACAUUAAAACUAGCAACCCAUACCAUCAUGACCAAUUAGAUAGGAUAUUCAACGUUAUGGGUUUUCCUCUGGAAAAAGAUUGGGAAGAUAUUAAGAAAAUGCCUGAACAUCAGACUUUGUUAAGAGAUUUCAAGAGAUCAAAUUACGCAAAUUGCUCUUUGACAAAGUAUAUGGAUCGUCAUAAAAUUAAACCAGACAGCAAAGCUUUCAAUUUGUUACAAAAGUUAUUAAUGAUGGAUCCCAAUAAAAGGAUUACAUCGGAAAAUUCCAUGCAAGACCCUUACUUUCAAGAAGAUCCAACACCUACUCCAGAUAUUUUUGCAGGGUGUCCAAUCCCAUAUCCAAAAAGAGAAUUUUUAACAGAUGAUGAUGCCGAUGAUAAGACUGAAAAUAAAACUAGACAAAAUCAACAGCAAACACAACAAAAUCAACAGCAGCAAGGAAACGGUGAUCACAAUCAUGGCCAAAAUACUAAGAGAGUGAGACUGAACGGCCCGCAUGGAACAGAUUUUCACCAACACCAAAGCCAUGCUAUGAGUCAACAGCAUCCUCAAGGUAUGGUCUAUUCGACUGCUCAACCAACACAGCAAGCGAAUUUUCAUCAGCGUUUUUAAUAAGUAUCUUUGAAAUGACUGAUUAAAUAAGUUAAUUACUGAACAAAGACUAACACUUAAAAAAUUCGAUACAAUCGGCUCUGUGAAGAGUCAGCAAACAAUUGUUUUUUGUAAAACACCAUUUUUGGAAUCGCGAUUAAUUUUCUCUGUUAUCCAAUAAUCGAUUUUAUUAAGUUGGAAUUGAUAACAUAGUCUCCUCUUAAAAUAUUAGAUUUUGUACAGUGUAGUAUGUUAAAAUAAGAAUUAUAAAGACGUUCACAUUUGAGGGUUUCCGUCGCUAACUCUAUAACUUGCUACAUUAUAUGAUCGUUUAUAGAACAGUGGCACUGAUUGUCUUGCCGAUCCCAACUGCUAAAUCAUAAUUUGACGUAAUUACAUCUAUAAAUCGAAUUAUCGAUGUACGAAACUUUUUUCUUGUUUUGAAAAAUACUCGUACAUUUGUUAGUAUAAUCAUUGCCGCUUGCUUAAAAAUGUGAUUGCCAGUACUAAAAUUUCAUGAAUCAUGGCAAGGCUCUCAAUUCGAUCUAAAAAUAUUAAAAAACUCAGACUUUGCAAGGACAGCAAGCAGCUGGACUAUAGUGUGUGGAACUAGGUACAUUUAAAUUUCCAAUUUCUAAUACGACUAAAAUAUAUGAUAUACUCUAAUGAAACAUUUGACAAGAUUGUAGUUUUCAUAAACUUUUAUUUUGCCAUUAAAAUUAUCAGCCUUAAAAAACUAUUGGUUUACUGAUUGGUUGUCUUAAACGUGUAAGCCAUUUGGAAAACUUGUUAAAAGUCGAACAAAAGCUUGAGCAACACAAUCUCAUUAGUAAACGCGUUUUUUUCCUCGAGCAACGUGUACUAAUUUCUUAAUUCUAUAACGUUUAUCAAACUAUGCCAGCAGUUGUUGAUGCGAUGCAAUCUCUGCCCCGAAGAGCUCUGCAUGUGCCUGUGUCCUCGAGCUGGUUUACGUUAUUGGUUUUGCCUUCGGCACUUUGCUAAGGCUACUUUAGGUACUACUUUAUGUUACACUGACUCAAUCUGAUGUAGACCCGAUGCAACCUACGUGCUAUAUGCCUUGUGACGGUGAUAUCGUAAGAGUAUGCACGAUUAUCGAAUAUAAAUUUACAGAGUUGCAAAGACUUUUGAUUUAAAAUAAAUUUUUUUUUUUUGUA
Copidosoma floridanum is the source of this 2571-nucleotide messenger RNA. It is a transcript of the gene Cdk8, whose product is annotated as cyclin-dependent kinase 8. Gene Ontology annotation, molecular function: ATP binding; protein serine/threonine kinase activity. Gene Ontology annotation, cellular component: nucleus. Gene Ontology annotation, biological process: protein phosphorylation. NCBI's taxonomy places the organism in Eukaryota, Metazoa, Arthropoda, Insecta, Hymenoptera, Encyrtidae. The record is from RefSeq and is a predicted model, not a curated record.